AAACAAAUUCCGGACUUUGUAUGGAGACGCAAAAUUCAAGUAUUUAAACACAUAUUUAACGUUGAUUUAUUUAUAAAAUAAGUGGUAAAUGGAAGAAAAUAAAGGGAUUUUAUCAUUUAUUGAUGGUUACAACAAAACAACCUGAAUAUUCUCUUUCAAUUAAUAAAAUGAAAUCAUUUGUUAUGUGAGCUUGUUGGAACCUAAUAAAACUUUCAUUCUUAUUGUAAAGAGUCGAUUACGUUUGCAACAAAGGACUAUUUUGAAAUCCAUCGAAGAUAGAUAUUUUUAAUUAGAUAUAUGUCUAGAUGACAAUAGAUGCGUUCUUUAUUUAAGGGAUUUCCACGUGUGUAAAAUGAAGAAAUUAUGGGAAAGUCCCUUUACAGGGAAAUAAUAAGAACAAUCAAUAUUAAUUUAUGAGUCACUACUCACUUGCAAAUAAUUAUUGUCAGAAAGAAAGAAAUUUCUUAACAGACUUUCAACAACAUAAUGAAAUGUUGAAGUGAUAUUUCAAGAAUUGAUUUGUGUAAUAGUGACACUUGCAGUGACUAAUUAUGGCUCAAGCAGUGGUUGCCCUGGAUCAGUUUGAGUUCAUUCGAAGUAUCGGCAAAGGAAGUUAUGGGGAAGUGACUUUAGCAAGGCAUAAGAAGGACAGAAAACAGUAUGUGUUAAAGAAAAUCAAUUUAAAGAAGGCCUCAGCACGGGAGCGUAGAUCAGCUGAGCAGGAGGCCAAGUUAUUGUCCAAACUGAAGCAUCCAAACAUCGUGUCUUACAAGGACUCGUUUGAGAAGGAAGGCUUUCUGUACAUUGCCAUGCAGUAUUGUGAGGGUGGAGACCUCUACAACAAACUCAAGGAGCAGCGCGGCACUCUGCUGGACGAGAGGCAGCUAGUGGAGUGGUUCGUGCAGAUUGCAAUGGCAUUGCAGUACAUGCAUGAGAGGAACAUUCUACACAGAGAUUUAAAGACGCAGAACAUUUUCCUCACAAAGAGCAAAAUCAUCAAAGUUGGAGACCUUGGUAUUGCAAGGGUCCUGGACAGCUCCACAGACAUGGCGACCACUCUCAUUGGCACCCCAUACUACAUGAGUCCAGAGCUCUUCUCCAACAAGCCGUACAAUCAUAAAUCAGAUGUGUGGGCGUUAGGCUGCUGUGUAUAUGAGAUGAUGACUUUGAAACAUGCCUUCAAUGCCAAGGACAUGAACUCUCUAGUCUAUAAAAUACUGAAGGGAAAGAUGCCCCCGAUGCCCCGUCAGUACAGCCGGGAGCUGGUGGACCUCAUCCGCUCCAUGCUUCACCAGGACCCUGGCAAGAGACCAACUGUAAACCGCAUACUGAGAGACCCAUACAUCAAGAAAAACAUUGCAAUCUUCCUGGAGGAAACCAAGCAAAGUCGCAGGCCAGCAAGUGGGGUGUCAUCCCGACAGUCAAGCCGUCCUUCAUCUGCCCGAUCGAUAGCCUCACAGUCUGACCCAGACACUGCCCGGUCAAGGGUCUCUGUCGUAUCCAAUGAUUCAGAAAGCUCUGCCUCGUACGACACACCGGACAGCGUGAGGUCAGCAACAGACAGUGACCGGUCAGUGGCCAGUGUGUCCAAUGUGGAUGUACACGCAGGAGGGGAACCAGACAAACACUUCAAUGCUCAUAGACGGAACCGAUCAGAUCUGAAAACAAUAGAGGAAGUUCACACAGAGAAGAGCUCAAAGGAGGGUGAAGAAUCAGACCAGGACACUAUCAAGCCAAACACUAUAAAGGCCCAAAAGCAAAACAAUGAACAAAAAGAAACAAAUGAGCCACAAAAUGACCACAAAGAGGCUAAUGAACCAAAUCUGCAGAAAAGGCCUUCGGCUUCUUCUACAUCAUCAACAGCUAAUGCUGAAAAACAGCAGCCCAGUUUAUCCCUUUCACCUCCACGGGAACGACAUCGAAAAAAGAAAAACAACUUAUUAAAAAAACCCAAGCCAGUAGACAACCCACGACCUCUACCCCUGCCGCCCAAGGUGGACAGUGAUGGACUGCCUCAGCGGGGCAACAUGUACACGGAGGAGAAAGGGGAGUCCAAGUCUUCAUCAUCAUCUGGCUCCAAGGAGGACGCCUUGCUAGGCGAUGAAACACCCAGGAGUUUACCCAAUAUGUCUGCAAGACAGAAAAGAAGACAGAAAGAUACUGCUCAAUCCUAUGACCGCCCCCAGUCAGCAAGGAUCGUGCUUGUACCCCCUGCCAGUUCAAAGUCUACAGUGCUUACAGAUAGAGACAGGAAACAGUAUGAGCGUGGGUCCGCCCCUGUGCGACAUCGCCAGCCUUCCCUCACCACCAACAGCAGUUCCUCGGAGGAAGACACCAUCAAAGACUCCGACGCUCAAAGACAACGAAACAAAAUUCAGGAAAGAGAGAACCGUGACAUGGACCAGUUCAUCUCUGUGCUUGACAACACCCUGCAGUUGAAUAACCAGGACGACGAGGAGCCAGAGGAACUGACCGAGGUCAAACUAGCCACGGACGAGACACCCAGGAUACCCAAGAGCUCCUCAAUGCCUAGUGUGGAGACGCUGUGUAACUCUGACAGACUCAUGGCCCGCAUACAGAUCCUGCAUCAGGACUGUAUCAAGGGAGUGGGGUGGCCCAUACUGAAAAACGCCUAUGACAUCCUGGGCAGGAUUGAGGAAGACGAGGUGGAGCCCAAGCUGGUAUUGUUGAUGGGCAAAGAGAAGUUUGACCUCUAUGCAGGCAAGAUCUGGCAGCUCAAGUUCUGUGAGGACAUGGCCAGGAUUGGAAUCCCCUCCUAGCCAUCAGUGACGUUCUACUGACAGUGAAACUAACACCAAUCACCAUCUUCUACCCUAGAGAGGCCAUUAUAGCCACCCUGCCUCCCACUUUGGCAUCCCCUCCUAGCCAACAGUGAUGUUCCCUCCUAGCCAUCAGUGACGUUCUACUGACAGAUAGUCUAAAGACCACAGAGAUCUCUGAAACAGAGCCUGGCGACAUGCAGUCCAGUGGACCUCAGGUUGUCAAGUCACACCACUCAUACAUACCUCACAAGUGGUACUGGACACUUGUUGACUUCAUAACUUACUGAAAUCACAAUGAACAGGUCUUUAAAUGCUGGAGGUCCUGCCUUGCUGCCUUCGAAUUCUACUCUACCUUACCCAAGGCUUUGAUGACUAUUCUGGCUGUUUCACGUUACACAACUCAGCCAAUUCUGGUCAGCCAAUGUGUGUGCCAUGGGAUACAAGUAUUGUGUUCAUUUUCAGGAGUACAUGUCUAUCAAGUAACAUGUGACAACGGCAUUUAGUAGUUCUUAGUACCACAAGGGACACAGUUCUUAAGGACAUAAUGUUGAUGUGAAAUUCAAUAGUUAUUGAAUACCAAACGAGGAAAAUCUAGGGUAGGUUUUUUGUUUAUCACACACAUUUUGUAAAAUACAUAUUUCGAUGAGUGUAUAAUUUGAAAGGGGAAAAAAUCAUUGAAGAGUUUAAGGAUUCUUGAAGUCAAAACAAGGUAUAUAGGUUUCAAGGGGACUUCAUUCCUGUAUAUAUAAUAUAUAUAAGGGGCAUAACUCAUGGAUUUAUAAUUAUUUCAUCAUAGGGACCAAAUAGGGACCAUUGGACUUUAUGAAGAGAAAUAUUAUGGAAAAAAUGUAUCAAUCUGUUUUGUAUUUACAUGAACUUACUUAACUCUGAUGGAUGAUUGCAAAUAUUGAUGCUAAACAGGGCCGUAGUCUGUAUUAGAAUCUGAUCAAAACUGAUGAACAUUAUUCUGUUCACAGUUUGUUUCUGUGAUAAAACUUAAGAUGUAACAAAUUUGGGAUUCUAUUUUAGGCAUCUAGGGUUAAGGUCAAGGUCAUUGUUACUUAAACAAAUAAACAAUUAUUUUUAGCAUAACUUGAAAAUGGAUGGAGUUUCUUUGCAGGAAUUUUAGGAAAUGGUAACUUACAUGUAUACCUGGCUUGUGAAAACAUGUGUGACCAUUUGGGUGAAGAUUAGCAUUGAUGGUUAAUGAAUGCAUGAUAAGUUAACAGAGCCAAUGCCUUCAGGACAUAACAUGUAGACUGGUUUCACUGUGAAAGACCACCAUGUGGAGUACAUAACAUGUAGACUGGUUUCACUGUGAAAGACCACAAUGUGGAGUACAUAACAUGUAGACUGGUUUCACUGUGAAAGACCACCAUGUGGAGUAUAUAACAUGUAGACUUGUUUCACUGUGAAAGACCAUCAUGUGGAGUACAUAACAUGUAGACUGGUUUCACUGUGAAAGACCACCAUGUGGAGUAUAUAACAUGUAGACUGGUUUCACUGUGAAAGACCACCAUGUGGAGUAUAUAACAUGUAGACUGGUUUCACUGUGAAAGACCACCAUGUGGAGUAUAUAACAUGUAGACUGGUUUCACUGUGAAAGACCACCAUGUGGAGUAUAUAACAUGUAGACUGGUUUCACUGUGAAAGACCUCCAUGUGGAGUACAUAACAUGUAGACUGGUUUCACUGUGAAAGACCACCAUGUGGAGUAAAAUAGGAAAACCUAGUUGAGAACAUGCUGUGGAGUUUCAUUGUUAGUAAAACCUGGACUUGUUCUGUAUGUGAUCCUUUCAUAUAGUGGCAUCUAAGGACAAUCCACAAAUAGUGGAAGAUUCAUCACUCCAUGUUUAAUGUGGUUAGAAUUUUAACUUGAAUGAAAUUCAUCAUUGUUUUGUUUUUUAUUUGAAAUGCUUUGUCAUUUGAAUAGGGAAACUGUGUUAAACUUGUUAAGGCAUUGCAUUUACAUUUGUAUUUAUCUUUAAUAUCAUGAUGUAUAAGCAUAAAAAAUGCAUUGUGUUCUAAAAAUGUUUGCAUGCUUUCAAUAGUUUUUAUGCUCACCCAAAAUUUAUUUUGGGGGGAGCAUAUAGUCGCCGCUUCGUCUGUCCAUGCGUGUGCAUCCGUCCGUGCACAAUUUUUGUCCAGGCUAUUACUCAGCAACUAAUGAUCGGAAUUCAAUUAAACUUUAUGGGAACCUUCACUACCAAGAGGAGAUGUGCAUAUUAUCAGCGGGUUCUGGUCAGAUGAUUUUUCACAGUUAUGGCCCUUUGAAAUUUUCUAUAAAAAAUAUUGUGCCCCCAACUACUGUGCCCUCAAGACGUUUCCUUUUAUCUGAAUAUAUAGUGCAAUAUUGUGACAAAAAAACGCUUUGGGGAGCAUCACCCGUCUCCGACGUUUCUUGUUCUAUUUAUCUUGAUGCAAUGCCAAAUGUUGAUGAUGAUAUUUUAGUUUGUUCUAAGGCAUUAUAUGAAGUUAACAUGUAUUAUUUGUACAGUCAGACACUAUCGGUAUCUGUUAUCAUGUAUUAUGUGCAUGGUCAGAUUCUGUGUGUUAUCAUGUGCUAUACUAGGUCAAUAUUUAGUUGUUUUGUCAUUUAUUUUUGCCUCAGAUUCAUAUAUCAGUGCUUCUGUGCAAAAAAUAAAAUUAGCAUUCUACAUUUUGUCAUUAAGUGUAAAGAUAAACAGAUUUGCCUUUAACCAAAUUAUGUGAUAAAAUGUUUAUUCCACAUAUAUAUAUGUAUAUUACUUCAUAAGUCACACUCCUAUAUGUAGCAUUGAAACAUAAUAUUUGUUUUAUUAUACAAAACAUGUUCACAUCAUGGCUGUUUACCUCAUUCUAAUGUGGGUGUUAUUCAAAGAAAUGUUUGAAAGGCGUAAAUGAUGCAGCAUUCAAAACUGGAACGGAUUGGUUAACUUUAUGACGACUUAAGUGAAGAUUGUCUUAACUGUGAUUCUGGCUGCAUUCUUAUAACAUAUGCACUCAUUAAUUUAGGCCCUUACUAUUUCCUACAACGAACUAAAUGCUCAUCCCACACAUAUAGCGGGGCUCAUCCCACACAUAUAGCGGGGCUCAUCCCACACAUAUAGCGCGUUUGCAAAACGUUUUACUGCAGCAACCAACUAACGCCAAGUGCAUUGUAAAUUGCUAAUGAAGUUGUGAAAAUCAUAUUCUAAAGGUUUUAAUCAAGAAAAUGUUUCUUUUGAAUCAUACCUUACAGGAAACUUGUUUAGAAAUUGCUGCUGGUAAUAAUAUCAUAUUUAUAUGUUUAAAAAAAUAAUUUUAUCCAUCAUCAAUAUAUGUUCAUACAUCAUUUUCCCUUCUGACAUUGUGUGAUUUAAACUGUGAUGUACAUAUAUCAUAUGAGUUGUGUUCUGAGAAAACUGGGCUUAAUGCAUGUGCGUAAAGUGUCAUCCCAGAUUAGCCUGUACAGUACAGUCCGCACAGGCUAAUCAGGGACGACACUUUCUGCUUAAAUGGUAUUUUUUGUUUAAAGGAACUCCCUUAGUACCGAAAAUCAAGUUUAGGCGGAAAGUGUCGUCCCUGAUUAGCCUGUGCAGACUGUACAUGCUAAUCUGGGACGACAAUUUCCGCACAUGUAUUAUGCCCAGUUUUCUCAGAACAAGGCUCAUAUAUGCAACUAAUAGUGAAGCUAACUGUUCAGCACACGAGUUCAAAUACACUUGGCUGUUGUGAUGUUGUGCAAUUAACUCUUUCAGUGCUGGAACCGAAUUUUGAAGGCCUUUGCAAAAAGUUUUGAUCCAGAUGAGACACCACAGAAUGUGGCGUCUCAUCAGGAUCCAAACUGUUUGCUAUGCUGAUAGUAUUCUUUGGAGAAAAAAAAUCGAAGAAAAUGCUUAUUUUAGAAAUUCAGCAGAUGACAUUUUAGCAGAUGACAAAUUUCCCUCCCAGCAUGCAAAGGGUUAACAGUUAACAUACAGAUAUAGUGAAGUUGUGAAAAUUAACAAUUAACAGACAGUUGUUAUAAAGUUGUGACAUUAACAGUUAUCAGACAGUUUAAAUUAUUUUACAUUGUUAUUGUGCCAAACGUGAAACAUGAUAUGUAGCCAGGGGUUGCAUUCAAGUAACAUCUUAUUUAAGUCACAACAUUUUUUUUUAGUGUUAACAAUUAAACGUUAUAAAUUUGAAAGUUGAACCAAAUCAAUUGUGGAUUCCUUUAUAUCAAAAUUAAUUAACGUUAAUUAAAGAAACUGAUAGUGAAGGUGCUAUGUACACAAAACAAACAGCUUAAAAAUUCUAAAUGCAUUUUUAAGGGUACAAUAUCACUUGAAAGGUUUAUGUAAUCCAUGUAUGGCCCAUAACUAUGUAGAUUUUACUGCCAGCAUCUUUUGUACAGACUUAACAUUGAGACAUCUUGUUGUCUGUUUCGCCAGUAGCUAUAAAAUAUCAAUAUGGUGGUUUGCUGGUUAAUGUCAAAAUAUUGUUUCUACAGAUAUAUUUGUUUCUUUUAAAAUUCACAUCAAAUUUAAUUUAUUUUCAUAUGUGUCAUUUCUCACGGUUAUAAGUUCAUGUUUCAUUUAUUUCACAAGAACAUUCAUUCUGAAAACAAGCUGUUAAUGGACUUUUCUGUUUAUGGCCCUUUCCGUCCAUGUGCUGUAUAUAUUGAUUCCAGAAUGCAUGCCUCAUUUGCAUAAAUUGCAUCAUACAUGUGUAUAUUAUUUCCCCUUUUGUACUGUCAAGUGUACUGCAUUUUGCUUACAAAUAUUUGCCAAAUAAUUUAGAGGCAUUGUCCAAAAAUAAGUGAUAAAUUGAUGAUAAUGUUCCUAGAAAUAAACUAUUUAUGAUUCAUAAUAUACCUUUGAACUGCACCGUCUCAAAAUAUACCUAAGUUCCAUCAGUUCUAAGGUGAGCACUGUAAGGUAAUUCAACAAAUAAUUUUAAGAAAAUAACAUGUUGAGGCACGAAAUGAUUUUGUGCUUACAUUUUGUAAGAACUUUUUUGAUUGUAAGAAAAUAAUUUGUAAUACACUGUGGAGGUGGUAAUAAGGAUUCUUUUUCACAAAAGUGACAUGGAAGUCUGUCAGCCUCAACUGACCUCAAAUCAUUGGUGUGUUUAUUAAUUUGCUUUACACAAAAUCUGUUGUGACAGAAAGAUUUUUUGGGUUUCAUAUUUUUAUGAAAUUUCACAAGUUGUUUUGUCAUUUUUCAUCUGCCAACUGUGUACAGAAUAAUCAUUUCUCAACAGACUCACAGCUUUUCUAUCAGUAGAUCUAGUUUUAUGUUUGAUGCUCAAAGUUUUGUUAGACUUAGAUGUUUGGAUUCUAAAUUAACUUGUAGGACAAUACAAAGAUUGUGAGCCUAUGCUAUAGAGAUUUGGUCAUAUUUUUGUAUUAGGAUGUGAAUCUUUAGGCACCCGUUCAUUUUUAGCUCACCUAAGCAUGCUCAUGGUGAGCUUUUGUAAUCGCCUUUAGUCCGUCGUCUUUCGUGCGUCAUCAAAAUUUUCCUUGUUAACUCUCUAGAAGUCACAUUUAUUGUUCUUUCUUAAUGAAACUUUGUCAGAACAUCUGUUCUAAUGAUAUUUUGGCUGAGUUUGAAAAUGAAUAUGGUUAAUUGAAACCUUAAAUAUCUAUAGUUAAACCUUGUUAACACUCUAGAAGUCACAUGUAUUGUCCAAUCUUCAUGAAACUUGGUCAGAACAGUUGUUCUAAUGAUAUCUUUGAUGUGUUUGAAGAUGGUUCCAGCCUGUUGAAAUACAUGGCCACCAGGGCAUUUUUCCUUAUAUGGCUUUAGUAAAACCUUGUUAACAUUCUAAAAGUCUUAUUUAUACAUGUAGCCCAAUCUUCAUCAAAUGUGGUCAGAACAUUUGUUCUUAUGAUAUCUUGGAUGAGUUUGAAAAUGGUUCGAGUCUGUUGAAAAACAUUGCAUGGCUGGGCAUUUUUCCUUAUAUAGCUAUAAUAAAACCUUGUUAAUCUCUAGAAGUGACAUUUAUGGUCCAAUCUUUAGAAAACUUGGUCAGAACAUUUUCAAAUGAUAGCUGGGCUGAGUGUAAAAUGGUUUUGGUUCUUUGAAAAAUAUGAAUGCCAAGGGGGCAGGGUAUUUUUUUUAUAGUAAAACCUUUUUCGCACUCUAGAAGUCACAUUUUAAGUCCAAAGUUCAUGAAACUUGGUUAGAACAUUUGUUCUUAUUAUAUCUGGGUUCAAAAAGUUCGAAAAUGGUUCCUGUCCAGUGGAAAACAUAGCCCCCAGGGGGCGAGGCAUUCCUGUCCAGUGGAAAACAUAGCCCCCAGGGAACGAGGCAUUCCUGUCCAGUUGAAAACAAAACCCCCUAGGGGGCCAGGCAUUUCCGUAUGGCUCAUACUUCAUGUUUUGUUCAAACCCUUCUUUUAAGUCUCCAUUGUUUACAAGGUCUGCUUCAGGUGAGCUGUCAGGCAUCAUAUGACAUAUCCCACUCUCUUGUGUUCCAGUUUUGUUCUUGAAACUAUGACAAAAUAGUGUUGUGUAUAAGCCAUGUUUAUACUGCUUUAAACAUCUAUAUUGGUUAUUAGUUAAAUGUGAUAUUUGUAUCAUUUAAUGUAGUUGGAACGUAUGUUUUAUAUUUGAAAGUCUUUAUACUUUAACUCAUGAGACUCAUUAGAACAUUUCUUAUAGAGCAACCGAUGCACUGACUGCUAAGCCAUUCUAGAGAUUAUUAUCCAAAUACAUGUAAAAACUAUCAUUACUUGAUUACCAUUUUUCUGUCUGAGCAGACAAAUAUUUUGUAUGAAAUGCUUUCGAAUCAUUGAAAUGUUAUGGUACAUUUGUGAGUUGUUUACUUGUUGAGUAAAAAUUGAUACAUAAUUUUGCCCAUAGGUAUGUAGUGCAAGGUAGUGAAGAAUAUUAGUAUAUGUUGUUACUUCUAAAAUAUUUAUCUAUUUGUUGACCAUAUUUGUGCAGAAGAUGGGCUAAAAAGCCUAUAUGUUUGUCAUUCCACUCUGUAUUAUACACUAUUGAUAUUUUAGCUAUUAGAAGAAAAGUCUGAAAUAAAGAAUUUCUAUUUA
This is a messenger RNA of Dreissena polymorpha, 9778 nucleotides long. Its product is annotated as serine/threonine-protein kinase Nek4-like. Lineage: Eukaryota; Metazoa; Mollusca; Bivalvia; Myida; Dreissenidae. Bases 552 to 2780 code for a protein of 742 amino acids. Gene Ontology annotation, molecular function: protein kinase activity; ATP binding. The transcript is spliced from 17 exons. Gene Ontology annotation, biological process: protein phosphorylation. The record is from RefSeq and is a predicted model, not a curated record.